UCCCCGCUGAUAAUUGCCUGUCAACGUAUAAAUGACUCGGCAGAGACAGUUCUAUCUCUUAGCUUUAAAUCUCCCACCGGCAGAAGUCUAUACGGUAGCGAGCGUUCCGAGACGUGUAUCCCCUUACACACGAAACUAGCGGCCGCCAUGCUGCCGAACUGGCUUUUCCUGUGCGGCGUAGGACUUAUCUGUCUGGGCUGGGCACUUGCCGAAGAGAACGAGUUCUCCGACAAUCUCCAUACAUACAACGAGGAGGAUUACGACCCUGAUGAGGAGUUCGAUAAACGAGGCUUCGGCGACAAGCGUGGCUUCGGCGAUAAAAGAGGUUUUGGAGACAAAAGGGGUUUCGGAGAUAAAAGAGGAUUCGGCGACAAACGAGGAUUCGGCGACAAACGAGGAUUCGGCGACAAAAGAGGUUUCGGCGACAAAAGGGGUUUCGGCGACAAGAGGGUCCCUAGUGAAUUAAACUCCCGUCUUUUCAGCAUGAUAUUUCGAAGCCUUGGUUACCCCGAAGGACGUAGGUUGUUAGGCAGACGUGGUCUGUUUUUAUAAACUGACGUUUCACAAGACCCUUCGCUAAUACUGUCAUCAGAGAUCAGGGGAGACAACUCAGGAACCGUAAACAUUAAAUACAUUGAAAGUUACAUUAUUCGGUUACCAUCAUGGCUAAUAUGUAUGCAUACUGUGUACAGAUGUAACCGAGAAGUUGAUGUGUCUACCAUGCAUUUAUGAAAGACGAAGCUGAACGCCACGCCGUACACUGUCAGCGGAAGCUCAAUUAUACAGUACUCAGCGUUCGACCAAACGACUUUAUAUAGUUAUAUCAUAAAAAAAUAGAUCAUAGCGAUUGAAUAAAAAAUAUUUUUUACCCUAAA
Molecule: messenger RNA, 875 nt
Organism: Haliotis rufescens (red abalone)
Lineage: Eukaryota; Metazoa; Mollusca; Gastropoda; Lepetellida; Haliotidae
Exons: 2
Coding region: 148-552 (134 amino acids)
Source: RefSeq, a predicted model, not a curated record